Messenger RNA from Heterobilharzia americana, 9305 nucleotides. The record is from the annotation of a GenBank genome assembly. NCBI's taxonomy places the organism in Eukaryota, Metazoa, Platyhelminthes, Trematoda, Strigeidida, Schistosomatidae.
AUGCUUUAUUAUUAUGGUGUCAGUUGAAGACUUCAGGUUAUCGGAAUGUGGAUGUACAAAACUUUACAACUAGUUGGCGUGAUGGUUUGGCUUUUAAUGCUCUUAUUCACAGGCAUCGUCCUGAUUUAGUUAAUUUUGAUGAAUUAUCAGUGAAUACACCAUUGCAGAAUUUGGAAUCAGCAUUUUUAGUUGCUGAAAAAAAGUUAGGAAUAGCAAGGCUUUUUGAUCCAGAAGAUAUCUAUGUUCAACAGCCAGAUGAAAAAUCAAUUGUCACCUAUGUAGUUACAUACUACCAUUACUUCUCUAAACUAAAAUCAGAAACUGUUCAUGCACGUCGUGUCGAAAAGUUUAUAACUUACUGGCGAGAUCUUCAAAAUUGUUUUAAUUGGUAUGAACAGCGUACAUCAGAUCUUUUAGGAUGGAUAGCCAAGACGGUGUUAUGGCUAAAUGAUCGCAAUUUUCCAAAUCAGGUUGAAGAAAUUCAACAGGUAAUGAUUGCAUUCAAGGAGUAUCGUCUACAUGAAAAAUCAAACAAAUUCAAUGAGAAAGGUGAACUAGAAGCUCAUUUUCUUUUAACGCGAACAAAAAUGCGAACCUUAGGACUUAGAAAUUAUAUCCCAUCUGCAGAAGCACAAAUAUCUCAAAUUAACCGUGCUUGGAUUGCAUUGGAGAAAGCAGAGCAUGCACGUGAGGUAGCUUUAAGAGAAGAACUUGCUAAACAGAAUAGAUUAUUGCAUUUAUUUUCACGUUUUGAGAAGAAAGCCAACCUACGAAAAGCUUGGAUUAAUGAUAAUUACAAACUAGUUGAAGUUUGUGAUGAUGACAGAAACUUCACAAUGACAGAAGCUUCACUAAAAAAGUAUGAAGCGUUAAAAGCUGAUGUUUGUGCAUAUUCUGAUCGAAUACAAACAAUACAACAGAUAGCUGAUGAACUUAUUCGAAACAAUUUUUUUAAACAAGAUUCAAUUUCAAAAAUUCAAAAAGAAAUCCAACAUAUGUGGCAUAGACUUUUAACUGUAAUGAAUGAAAGAUAUAAAAAGCUAGAAAAUCGAAAGAAUUUAUUUAAAAAAUUCUCAGAAGCUGAUUACUUGAUUGAAUCUAUACAACUACUAAUAUCUAAAUUAUAUAACAAUGAGUUUGAUGAUAAUUUAACAAUUAUUGAAGAACGUUUAAAACAAUAUGAAAUAAUUGAAACAGAUAUUCGUUCAAUACAUCGAAAUAUAACAGUGCUUUUGAACUUGAAUCACAGAUUGAAUACUCUCCUGAAUUGUUUGGUUUUAGAACAAGUAAUGUGAUAGUAGAGAUAAAAAAACAGAAUGAUAUAUUAAAAAGUGCUUAUUCAAAACUAGUACAAUUAGCUGAAUCAAAAAGACAAUCCAUAGAAAUUUUAAGAAUUUAUCAUAUUUUAAUUAAUGAAUUAGAUGAACAAUUAUCUUCAAUACAAGAACGAACAUCCUAUCUAAAGAAAAGUGAAACAUUUAUUGACAAUGGGAAUGUGAGUGUUUUAUUUCGACGUCAUAAAGUUGCUGAAUAUGAAUUGGAAACACAGAGAUUAAGCAUAACUCAGUUAUUUGAAAGAGUAUCUAACUUAAUUGAAGAAGAAUGUCCAAAUUAUGAAAAUUUAAAAGAAAAAGUUACAAAAGUUGAAAAAGCUUGGGAGUAUCUUAUAAAUUUGAUGGCUAAACGUAAGACUAAUUUAUUGUUCAUGAAAGAUUUUCAAGCUUUUAUGUUAAGCUGUGAUGAUGCGGAUGCAUGGAUAUCUGAGAAGUAUGAACUUAGCUCAGGUGUCAUGCGUAUUGCUACACAAACUGACAGUAUUUAUACAAUAGAAAGACUAACAAAACAACACGAAGAAACUAUCACUAGUUUAAAUAACUUUCAAACCUCUAUAGAGCAGUUAAAACUCCAAGGUGAAGAACUUUUAGGAUUUAUUGACUGUUUGAUAAGUGAGGUCGAAAAAGAAGCUGAGGCAACCAACCAUGCUUUGGAAGGGAGUGUUAAAUCUAAGGAGGGGAUCAGAAAUACAAUAAAAAACAGGAUCAAAAAUCUAUCAGACUCAUUCUCGGUUCUUACUAAAUGUAUUCGUCAGACUCAAUUGCUUCUUUUAGAUGCUGUAUCACUUCAUCAGUUGUUUCAGAUGGCUUCAUCAACAUAUAAUUGGAUUACAGAAAAGGAGAUUUACAUGCAACUUUUAAUAAUGGAUGACCUACAAGAAGAUGAGUUGUCUAGGAUAAUGGAAGGCGAUAUCAAGUCGAAUCAAGGCUUGAUCCAAAGGUUGGAAAUCGUUAAGAAUAGAUUUUCCGAUUUGGAGGAACAGAUGAGUACAGCAGCUGAGCAAGUAUCUAAUAUAAACAAUAUGAUUACAAGCUUUCUAAAUGAACCUAAAAGAGACGAUCAUUCAUUAGUUAAUGAAGAAAUGACAAUUGAAAAAGUUAUCAAUCUUCAAGAUCAUUUGAAUUCUGCUUGGAAUAGAAUUGCUGAUACUGUAGAAUCUCAUCGAGAUCGAAUAACUGAAGAAUCAUUUCAUAUUAAUUUAUUUAUUGAAUGUAAGUAUACAUCUGAGUGGAUUACAGAAAAGGAGGCAGUUUUACUUUCAACCGAUUCAAUUGAUACUAACAGUUUAUCUGGCUUAGUAGAAUUAAGAAGGCGUUUAUACAACUUACAAGGAGAUUUAAAAGCUAUUGAAGCACGCGUUCAAAAUAUUGGUGAACGUAUUGGAGAAUUACUUGGCAUAAGGGAACACGAAGAAGUAUAUGAUGAAGAUACAAGGUUAAAGUCUAGACGCCGAGCGGAUUACUUAAUGAAGGAACAUAUGAGAUUGACACAACAGUGGCUUAAUUUGAAAGAAGCACUUAAAAACAGAGUCAAUCGAAUCUCAACUGAAGGUCAAGUGAGUCGUUUUUUGGAGAAAUUGGAUUCAUUUCAAGAUUGGAUGAGAAAACUGAAGACUGAUGUGUUUAUUCGCGAAUUUCCUAAUGAUCUGCAAGAGACUGAAAAUCGUCUAACAAUGAUUGAACAGAGUGUACAAGAAAUCAAAGACUAUGAAAAUGAAGCUAAUCAACUGUUUGAAACAGGCAAACAGAUACUUAAAGGUUACUCUGACACAUCACAUGUUAUGCUAGGACAACGGUUAGCCGGACUUGAAGAUGACUGGAAAUCAAUUCAAAAUACAAUGAUUGACUGUACUACACGACUCCAAGAACGUUAUGCAUUGCAGUGCUUUUUGGCUGAAUCUGCAUUGCUUGAAGUAACUCUGGAUCAACAGUCCACAUUCCUAGAUAGAGAGGAUGCAUUGAUCAAUCUGGAUACUGUUCGUGAUGUACAAAAGCAGUACGAAACUUUCCAUUUCUCUUUAUUGACAUGUAAAGAUCGAGUGGAUGCAGCUUUGGAGUUAGGCAGAAAAGUAGCAGAAAGAAAUCCUUCAAAUCGUGAACGCGCAUUAGCUAAAUGUGAAUUAUUUCAGCAAAAGUAUGAGGCAAAUCGAAUUAAAACAGAUGAAAGAAUUGCAUAUUUACAAGAAAAGGCACAACUUUAUGAGUUCUAUGAAGAGUUGGAAGACUUUGAAGACUGGAUUUUAGACAAAACUAAUAGCCUAGUUGAAAUUCAGCUGGCAAUCAAACAAAGAUCUCAUUUAUCCUUUAGUCGUAUUCAGGCGUUUGAAGAAGAAAUAGAAGCAAAUCGAAAUCGUGGAGACCAUUUUAUUGAGGUUGGUCAGAAACUCAUUGAAGUCUAUCCACACCUAGAAAACGAUGUGAAAAGUCAUCUAGAGCGCUUACACACACGUUGGGAAGAAUUAGUCGAACUAGUUAGACACAUUUUGAAUGUGAUUAGUCAAGAUAACAGAGAAAAGUUGAUGAAAGAGGCAAUUCAGAAAACUGCUAUGUGGCUUAAAGUAACAAAUGCACACUUACAGAAAGCAGAUGAGAAAUCGCCAGUUGAAGUGCUUGAUAUGAUCACAUUACAAACACAAAUAAAGGAUCACAACAAAAGAGUCAAAGAAUAUAUGGAUCAAAAAAGUGUAAUAAGUGUUUUAAAGCAUCAAGCCAGUGCACCUGAUUUUAAUCAAAGGGAAGAAUUUUCCGCCAUUAUCAAUGACCUUGAACGUAAAUUGUCAGCAUUAAAUGAACCUCUGAAUCAAAAACUUUUGAAUCUUAAACUUUUACAAACAUCAACUCAAGGUAUAUUGGAUUUAACUUUAGAAGGUACAUGGGUUAGAGAGAAAUUAUUACAAAUUGAAAAUUUAUCUAAAACUCUUGAGCUUGAUCCACAAAAAGCUUAUCAAAUCGGCCAACGACUAAUGGUUAUACAUCGUUUGGAAAGACAGUUGAAAAGUCACAUUCUGGAAGCGAACAAUCGUAGACCUCGAGUCAAAGCUUUGUGUAAGAAUAUUGAAAAGGAAUACUGUGUAGAGGAAUCAAAUGUUUCAGUUGCUAAACAACAACAAUUUACACGUCUUAUACAAGAGCUCCUAGACUCAUGGAAUAAAUUGGAUCGGAAUUUAACAUGCCUACUUGAGCGUAUUACAAUGUCUGAAUCAGUGUAUCAAUUUCUACUUGAUGCUGGUGAACUGGAAUCCUGGAUAUCAGAAGAAGACUUUUACUUACAUGGAGUGGAAACACCAAAAACUGAACAAAGUGCUUUGAAUAAUCUAAAGAAACAUCAGACAAGGUCACAGACAAUUGAACAGUGGCAUGAACGUGUUAAAAAUCACAGUGAACAAGGCAGAAUAUUAUGUCAACAAUUACAAAUUCAGCAAACAAAAUAUCCUGACACAAAUAUUAUACAGGAAUCACAAUUUUAUUUGAAAUUAAUUCCAACCUAUUUGAAUCGGAUUAGUCAUUCCUAUAAAAGCCUACAGGGUAUUGUUAAUGAUGUGACCACAAUGUUGGAAGCUAACGCUAUUAGAUAUGGUUUAACUCGUGAAGCUGAUGAAUUAGAGGCAUGGAUCAAUAAACGUGUUAUACAGGCAACUAAUAAUGAUCUUGGAAAUGAUUUGGAUCAUUGUUGUAAUCUAAGAGAUAAAUUUUUAAUAUUCUCCAAAGAGACUACUCAAAUCGGUUCACGACUCGUUGCAUCUUUAUCAGCUAAAUGUGUACAUCUUAUUACUUUGGGGAGAUCAGAUUCUGUUGUAAUAGCAUCAAUUAAAGAUAAUAUCAAUGAAAUAUGGGCUGAACUAUUGGAAUUAAUUGAGACAAGAAGACAAUUGUUAAAAGCUGCACUGGAUAUGCAUCGAUUUGUCAAUGAUUGUAGAGAUUUUGAGGAGAGGAUAUGUUAUCGCUUAGAAUAUCUACCAGAAGCACCAUCAGAUUCACUGGCGUCGGGCCGUAAACAAGGUCUACCAGGAUUACAACGUAGUCAUAAUUUACUGGAGCAAGAACUUGCAUGUUUCAGUGAUCAACUGAAACAGUUGGAUUUAACGGCUAAACGAUUAUUACCUCGUUAUGCUGGGCUACAAGAGGAACAAUUACAAGCGCAUCAUGAACGUGUUCAAAUGAUAUGGAAACGUUUAUUAAAAGUUAUUGAAAUAAGACGUGAAUUGUUGAAAGAAGCCAGUCGAUUACAUGAUUUUCUGGUCAGUGCCAGGGAAUUAAUUUCGUGGUUAGAGUAUGCUAAAGACCUUAUGGAACAUAAAGAAAGACCAAGGGAUAUCUCUGGCGUUGAAUACUUAAUUGAAGAUCAUAAACAGUUACGCGUCGAAUUGGAAUCACGUAAUCAGCGUAUUGAAGACUGUUUAAAUCUCGGAAGAGUAUUACUAACUGAAUUCACUACUGAAGAAGCAAAACCAUCAGUAGUAACAUCUGGUAAACCAAGUUUAAUAGCUACACGAACUGAAGUACGUGAACGAUGUGUACAACUUGCAACUGGUCGUAUUCUACUCAAUGAAUUAUGGCGUGAACGCUGGGAUCGGUUACAUCUACUCCUUGAAAUACGUCAAUUUGCACGCGAUGCAAAUAGUGCAGAAAUUUGGCUAAUUGGUAAAGAAUUACAAUUGGAAUCAGCUCGUCGUCAACUUGGUGAAACGUUAGCUGAAACGUUAUCUUUACUCGGUGCACAUUAUGCAUUUCAACAGACACUGGCCACAGCAGAUGAACGAUUUAACGCUUUGAAAAGAUUAACUACACUUGAAAUUAGAGCAAUGAAAUGGGAUCCACAAGAAAUUACUAUGAGAGAAAAUGAAAAACGAACCAAAGUACGAAAUGCUGUUAAAGAAUUUCUUCCCACUUACGUUGAACAACCUGGAACACUGAAAAAAUCAAACACUACCUUACCUUUAAAUGCAAUUGCAGGUCCAUCAACAAGAAUACCUCUUGCAUCUGCUGCUUAUAUCCAACAGCCGCCUAGUAAAGCAGUUAGAAAACAGGCGGAAGCAGAUGAAAUACCAAUUGUUCCUACCAGAGCUAAUGGCCAGAUUUCGUCAACACGUAGUACUACUCUACUGGCUGAAAAAACGCCAACGCCUAAGAAAAUUCAGCAAUCAUAUUCAAGUGCUGAGAAAGAGUUGGAGCACCAGGAAGCGUUAAUGUCACCCAAACCCGUCAAACGUAUUCGUUCUAAACAAAUAGCAGACCCAAUCAUCACGCGAAACGUUCCAGUCGUUGUAACUAAAGAAGAGAGUUUAUCUGCAGGACAUGAACUCGCUGAUGCCAGUCAGAGAUCGGGUAGCCCAUCAGAAAACACUCAGAGUUACCCAGAAAAUUCCCCUACAAAUCAUUCUCGGAUGGGAGAAGCUAGUGAUGGUAGUAGCAAUCCGCAGACACCGUAAGAACCUCUUCGCAACUAAUUUUCCUGGUUUAUUUUCACCAGUAAUUAUUUGUUAUUGAUACCAAUCCAAACUGGAUAUAACUGACUAACUGAAAUAAAAAGUCGGUCUUAAGCUCGUGGAAUAUGUACAGUAGCUAGUGAACUGGCCAGAAGCAGAGGGAAUCAUAUUAUAAACAUAUUUUCUACACUCAACUUUCACCUUGGUGUAAAAUAGUCGAAGGAAUAAACAGCUUCUUGCUAAUCAAAUUCACCACAGUAGUGUUCUUUAUCGAAAACUUACUCCAAAAUAAGAUAUGAUUGCAUCUUUCGUAGAGAAGUUUUUGAGUAUAAUACGAAAGACCGUACAAUUAGUGGCUAUAAAUUUGGACAAUUGGCAUAUUCAAUUGUGAAUCUGAAAUUUAGUUGUUCACACUUUUAUGAUCAGAUUUUAUCAAAAGACUUUGUCAUUUAUUCUACAUGCCUGUUGUAUCAUGUAUCUUUGUCAAAAUCACGAAAAAUGAAUGGUCAAGUUUGCAGCUACUUUCAGUGGCAUAGUUUGAUCAUGUCAGUUUUGUUUUCUGCUGAAAACAGUAUCAUGAAUAAACAUUUGUAAUGUGUACCAACACUUCGUUUACGAUUUAUUAACUCUACAACUAGUCAUUCGCAACUCAAAUUAUGUUCGCAUUGCUAAAUACCAAAUAAACACUUGUGUUGAAAUGUUUUUGGAUUUCCCAUGAUUUGUUUUGUCCAUAUCUUUUGACUGAGCAUUGAAAUUUAAGCAGUAAAACUUUUAAAGACCACCAGAACAAUAUAGAGUCAGUCUUUUGUAAAUUUUGCUGAUUCUAAGUCUUGGUUUUCAUAGGGAGAUCUUUCAAGCCCAAUCUAGUCAUCAUGUCGUGUCUUCUCCUAAGGGAGAUAAAAAUUAAAGCCACUGAUAGAAUUCCAAGUUUGUAAAACAAAUUAACUACCAUAAAGGCUACAAAUUUGUAUUUAUCACCUUACAAUGAAAUCAACAUUUUCAGUGGACAUUUAUUUAGACUUUGGAUAUCAAAAUAAAUCUUAUUUGUUGAAACUUUUUUAUACAGAGAAGCUAGUGACCAGUCCGAUGGAAACCAACAAAAACUGCGAUACCGCAGUCGUUCAAUGCGAGUUGAGUCUUCUCAAUCGGACUUACCAUUGGUUGGAAAGUCUAGCCCAAUUUCCAAGAUAAAAGUUUCUGAGGAUGUUAAAGAAGCACCGAAGAAAUUAUUGCCGGAACCUGAGGCAGCAACAAGUGAACAGCCGCCUCUACCAAGGCUAGAAGGUCCAGUUAUACGAAAGCAUGAUAUGGAUCCUGGUGGAUCCUAUCAUUCAAAAAGUCACGGUCGAAGUUGGUUACCACUUUAUCUGGUUCUUGAUUCCGGUCAGUUGUUUGUUUACAAAGACCAUCAAUGUCGUCGAGAGAAACCUAACGUAUAUUAUCACAAUGAAGCACCUUUGAACUUAUUGUCAGCUAGCGCUGCUCCUGCUAUAGACUAUACCAAAAGACCGUGUAUAUUUCGUUUACGUCUUGGUGAUGGCAGUGAAUAUCUUUUUCAAACAGCGAACGAUAAUGUUCUUAACCGUUGGGUGGCAGCUAUCAAUGAAUCGGCUAAAUGUUUAACCAGCGGAGCAAGUAAACAACCAACUACCCGUUCAUUAACACUACCUAUUAGUUCUCGGAGUAAUGGACAUCGUCGUUCGAUCAAAACGUUCUUCUCUGUACGUCGUAAAUCCUAAUUAACAAGAAUUCCAAUAAACAAUGCAUAAUUAUUUCUAUAUAUAUGUUUUAUCUUUCAUGUCACUUCUAAAAGUGGUCAUUUUCAAAUUUCGCUUGUUUUUCCAUUAUGUUUCUCUGAUUUCGUUAUUCAUAUACAAAUAUAUUUCGAGGAAAUUUUCGGAAAUUUGAAAAGCUUUUGACGUCUCUUAAAAGAAAACAGUCAUUUUGUUUCAUUCCGUUUUUUUUUAAAGAUUAGACUGUAUCAGAAACUUGCUUCGCCUUUUGCUUCAGUGAUAAAAGCAUUUUUCAACUAUAUACGCGACAGAAAGAACAGUACACAUUUUAAUGUUUUUCUAAUUAGCUAAUUCACUCACUUGUUCACUAAUUUGAAUGUUGAAAAGGCUGCCUGAUACUGAACAGUGGUGCUUUAUUGAUCUGUAUGUAUUUUGAAUCAGUAUGUUUUGUUAUGUUUUGUCAAUGACUCUGAAAAGCAUAAAAUUGUUGUGAUCUUUAGUUUUAAAUAUAAACUAAAAUGAAACCAGUCUUGUACAACUUUAUUUAGGAAUUUUUGAAUUAUUUUAUUGUUUACUUGUUUUUCUUCGUUUUCAUCAAAUUUAUCGUAUAAUAAUAAUAAUGGUGAUUAAUUGUUUGCAUUCAAACAUUCACCACAUUCGUAUCAAUUGUGAAUAACACUAAUUCAACUGUGUUUUUUCUUUUUAAAACAGUAAAAGUGAUAUUAGAUAAUUAGUCUUGAACUAUCUGUAUAUGACUGACUCUAAGUUAUUCAUGACUGGUUAGAAAUGUAAUAAUGAUAAUAAUGUUUAUU